Gadus chalcogrammus (walleye pollock) is the source of this 2629-nucleotide messenger RNA. RefSeq names its product syntaxin-binding protein 3-like. The transcript has 17 exons. Gene Ontology annotation, biological process: vesicle-mediated transport; neurotransmitter secretion; intracellular protein transport. The record is from RefSeq and is a predicted model, not a curated record. Lineage: Eukaryota; Metazoa; Chordata; Actinopteri; Gadiformes; Gadidae. The coding region runs from base 6 to 1622 and encodes 538 amino acids. Gene Ontology annotation, molecular function: syntaxin binding. Gene Ontology annotation, cellular component: plasma membrane; secretory granule.
CUCAGAUGACGUCAGACUCGGAGGACGCUACACAGGAAGGGAGAGUCAAGAUGGCGUCUGGUUCAGAGCACGGACUAAAGAGAAUAGUUUGGCAAAAACUAAAGGAUACUAUCAUUGCUGAUUGCAGAAAGGCCGAUAUAUGGAAGAUUCUGAUUCUGGACCCCUUCACCACCAAACUGGUGUCGUCAUGUUGCAAAAUGUCAGACCUAAUGGCGGAGGGAAUAACAAUUGUAGAGGAUCUGUACAAAAGCAGAGAGCCCGUUCCAGAAAUGAAGGCCAUCUACUUUAUGUCACCAACCUCAAAGUGCGUGGAUGCAUUUAUUGCAGAUUUCAAGCUGAAGCCCAAGUAUAAAGCGGCAUAUGUAUAUUUCACUGACUAUUGCCCUGAUGAUCUCUUCAACAACAUGAAGCUGUACUGUGCUAAGUACAUUCGUGUGGUGAAAGAAAUCAACAUGUCCUUUCUGCCCUACGAAGCUCAAGUGUUCACUUGUGACAAUCCUGGGGCUUUCCGGAGUAUCUACAGUCCCCACAGUCAGUCAGGACAAAGGAAGACCCACCUGGGAGACCAGUGCAAGACAGAAAUCGUCAAUCUGUGCCCACACUGGGAGAAGACCCGGAAGGGUUCCGAUAAUAAGAAGGAAAGCAACAUGGAGAACACUAAGGCCUUGGCAGAGUUAGUGGACAACAAGCUGGCCGCGCACUAUGAGCUGGAGGAACCUGGCAAGAAGAAGGAGAAGACCCAAGCCCAGGUGCUGAUAGUGGAGCGAGGCUUCGACCCAGUCAGUCCCAUCCUCCACGAGCUCACCUACCAGGCCAUGGCCUACGAUCUCAUUGACAUUCAAAAUGAGACCUACAAGGCACCGCUGCUGUCCUUCAUUGCAGGUCUUCCCGUCGUCCAGGUACAAGUCCUAAAGACGGAUCCGGAGAAAGGAGGCCUCGGCUUGAACGAGGACGCACCCCGUUUGGCCCUAGGGGUCCUGUUUGAUCCGAGCUCAGGACCCUGCUGCCCGUUCCUGGCUGCUCCAACCACAGCAGCGCACGAUAAGAUCCGGGCCGUGCUGCUCUACAUCUUCAGCCUCAGCGGAACAACAGAAGAGAACCUGAACAAACUCAUCCAGAAUGUGAAGAUAGAGCAUGACAGGGAGUUCAUCUUGAACUGGAAGGAGCUGGGGGUCAACAUCAUCUCGGCGCCAAGUUUGUUCUCGCGUAAGCCGAGCCGUCGCGAGCGCCCAGAGGAGACGUACAACCUUUCGCGGUGGACCCCCGUCAUCAAGGACGUGAUGGAGGACGCUGUAGAGAACAAGCUGGACACCAAAGAAUGGCCACACCAGUCAGAGUGUCCUGCCGCCUGGAAUGGAUCUGGCGCAGUCAGCGCCCGUCAGAAGCAGAAGACCAGCACCCUGGACGACAGGCGAGGCGGGGCGCGCCUCAUCGUCUUCGUCAUCGGCGGCGUGUGCUACUCGGAGACCCGCUGUGCCUACCAGGUCAGCCAGGCGGUCAAGUCCUGCCAGGUCAUCAUCGGCUCCUCCCACAUCCUGACCCCCACCGCCCUGCUGGAGGACAUCAAGGCCCUCAGCAAGGGGCCCAUGGAGACCUUCACCAUCUGUGAGAACCACGCCUGAGGAGAGCGUCCAGCCGCCGGCGCCGCCUCUCUGUUCGUGCCUCCAGAAGUGUUCCGAUGUUCCAGAUGUUCUGUGACAGAGGACCUCUGAGACGCUGCAGCCCUGAGCUAAUGUACAUAAGUGAGCACUGAUGCGUAGCGACACCCUGCUAGACCUUUAAUGUUUAUAAAACUAAUCAGAUUAUAUUACUAUCGCCAUCAUUUUGUAUCUAGAAAUGAUUUACUUUUUAUUUACUUUUCUUUAAUAAUUGAACCGCUGACAAACCGCUAAUACAACUAAUGAAGUGUUCAAAAAGGUAUUAUACAAUUCCUAUAAAUUACUGAGGAUGAUGCGAUGGUGCUGUUGGCAGGGUAAAGUCGUGUUUUAUAUCGAAGGUGGGUUGAAUGGAAGGAACGCAGGCCGAAUGGAGGAAGAAUGCUUCAAUUUAAUUCAACAAUGUGUAUCAUUAAAUUAUAUACGAAACGAUGUCGUAAGUCAUUUCAUUUGCAUGAGGCAGGAAAAUGGGGAUAUACCUAUGUCCCCAGGUUCAUAUGGGACAUGUCAAAGGGUCGUGUGUUCCACACAUGUGCUCUCCUUGGUCCUCUGUUCCCCAAAUAUACAUAGCACUCAUUUUUCAUAUAGAGUGGUGAACAUCGCAUGUCUGCAGUUCCAAUGCCAGGACGUACUGAAAUGGAUCCAAAAAAAGGCCACAUCCUUAUCGCUGUGUUCGAAGACAGGAGGAAGAGGGUCAAGUGACAACACCACAGGUGGUCGCCCUCCAGUGGCUCCAUAGAGGCGUGCUCACACUCCAUGACCCACUCUCACUUUCAGUGAGGGAAGAACCCUUCACCAUCACACCGAGAUCCAGCACCACACUUAAAUCGCCUUAUAAUACCAACAAACGUACGUUCUCGGCAUUAAAACGUAGGCCGAGCUCAGGAGGUAGAGCGGGUUGGCUGGUGACCAGAAGGUUGCUGGUUCGAUCCCUGCUCCUGACGAGCAGGCUAUCGCCCUUCGUGGUUGACUCC